UGAUCACGUGCGUAACUCCAUUAUGAUUGGCUAAUAUCAGAAUACGAGCAAUCUGAUUGGCUAAUAUAACAAAACCCUCUUAUUAUGAAACUGGACACCUGGAGAAAAAAAUCCCACAAAUAUAUUUUUCUUUCGCGGUAAACAACUUUUCUCUUCUAUAAAAGCAAAAAUAAAACCGCUAUGGUUAAACGGAAAAGAGUAAAAACAUCUACUGCAGCUAAAACAAAGGCUAAUGACAAAGACAAGGCCGUAAAGUCUACGAACUCGGAAGAAACGAGCAGUACAAAUGCGAAUAUUUCGGGCUUACAAGAACGUCAAGAAGGACAUGUAGAUGGCAGCCCGUCAGCUACAAAGAAACCAAAACUCGAUUCAAGUCAGUCACCAAGUGCAAAUAAGUCCAAAAGAUAUGUACCAUUUUUCACAGCAUCACAAAGAGUUAGUAACCGGUUACGAAACAGAAUAAGCAGCGAAAAAUCCGAGGGCAACUCAGGUAGUCAAGAAUCAAAAAUUAUUGAAGGUCUUGUGGGUGAAAGUAAAGAUGUCUGCAAAAGUAAACAGGGGAAAGGAAAUUCGCAGGAAAAAAGCCUAAAAGAAACCUCUGCAAUGGUUUUACAAUCAAAUGAAGAAGAUGCAGUACGAAAAAUUUAUGCUAUAUUUAAUACUAUGUUAUAAAUAUUGCAAUUAAUACAUGGUAAAUUCUAUCUAUUUGCCAUGAAAUAAAUGACUACUAUGCAGUGAAUAUAAAUGUUGGUUGGCCAUCGUCGGCUCGGUAUGACAGCAUAUAGUGAAACCCACCCGUGCCCAGAGGGACAUGCUGGGGGGGGGGAGGGGUAUGGCACAAAUGGGACCAUAGGUGGGACUUAACAAAAAGAUGUACUCUGUUAUUGGGUUAUUUGACCAAUGUAUUGUCCCAGGGCCUAAGUAGAUCCUUACCUCUUGGGAAACCCUUCCUAGUCUCACAAACAGAUUUAGUAGUCUGAGGACGACUCGCAAGAGUGCUUGAAAUGUCAAACCCCAUAUGAUAAAGCUGCACUGUUCUGAAAGUUUGAAGAAGUUGUCUAAGUUUGACCAAUGUUAUCAACUGUUGUUUCUAGAUAUCUGUAUGUUACCUAUAUGUUUAAAGGGCCCGCAGUAAUUGGUUUUAACUGUUGUGGUGUCCCCGCCAUUCGUCACUUGUAUAAUUUUGUAUUUGUAUUGUAUGCAUGUCAUUCGUGUAAUUUUACCUGGGGAAGUUGAAUAAAUAAAUAAAUAAAUAAGAAAGACUUCUUUCAUACUUUCUCUCUUAUCUGCCAUCCUCAAUUAUGGGGCUUCGGUGGGGAAGUGGUUAGCGCACUUGCCUUUCACCUCUGAGGUUGCAGGUUCAAGCCUCAGUGAGAACUUUCUCAAUGCGACUCGAACCCAGUCCUCAUGUGAAAAGAGCAAAAGUCAACACUCAGCCAAAAAUCGUGGGUUUCUCCGGGUACUCCGGUUUCCUCCCACAGGGAGAGUUGACAGGGUGGGUUAGGUAAAAGGGCCCACAGUAAUUGGCAUAUAUGCUGUUGUGAUGAACCCGACCUAGUUGGCAAAGCGAAAUAAAUAAAUUGAAUAAAAUUAGCCACAUAAGCAAACUUAAAAGUUCAUAAAAUCAUAUCUUCCCUUCUCACACACAGCUGGGAGCUGCUGCAGCAUCAGCCGCAAGCUUGACAUACAUUACAAUUGCUCGCUACAUAAUUACUAUAACAAGUACAUAUACCCAAUCCAAAACCGUUCUGUUCCCCUACUCUCUACUAAUAAACAUAAAAGGGCUGGGUGGGUGGGAUACUGUCAAGCUACGUUGAGCAACAACAAAAAUAUGCUGAAAUAACCUGCACCACCCUGUAACACCCUGAUUUCAUCAGGCCCCCAGCAGUGUGUGAGAAAACAUUUUCCGCUUCUUUCGUGCCUCAGCCAGCGGAAAAUAACACUUUUUGUGCCUGCAAGCAAAAUUUAUAACUUGCCCUAUAAAACAUACCGGUACACAGUGGGUAGUAUUCAUUCACUACAUCAUGUUGGGCUAUCGUUUUAGGACGAAAUGCCUUCCCAUGUAUCAGUUAACACAAAACAAAGUGAUGUUGAGAUGAAAGUUAAGAACAAGGAAGGUAAAGUAUUUUUACUUUGAAUUUGCCCCCCAAAAAAUAAAAUUAAAAAGACAUGCUUACGAAAUUAAUACAUUAAACAAGACCAUGGGACCGUGCAUAAAAUACACAAAAGGUAUAAUAUUACGAGAGAAAACAAUAGAACUUGGUUUUCUUUUAUAUUCACAGAAAAGGACUCCGAAAAAUACACAAACGAAGAUGUUCCUAGUGAAAAUAUGUCAGAAACAACACAGAAACAGACUGGCAUUGAAAUCCAGGGUGUUGAAAGUACAACGAACAAACCUGAAGAUGAAAAUACUGCAACACAUCAAGAAAUUCGAGACCAAGGUGGUCAGGACGUGCUCCAACAAGUUCUAAAACUUUCUGAUUUAACGCAACAAUCCUGUGACAAAAUUGAAACAAAUAGAAGAAGCAAGGAAAAAAAAAGAAUGGCGAAAAAUGUGAGUCCUCACAAAAGUGAACGUUCGAAAGAAAGUAUGGUGAACAAGUUUGAAACCAGUACAGUCAUUGUUGGACAGAUGAAUGAUGUGACACGACUAAGCAAUAUUGUAGCGCGAGUAAGCGAUUUUGAUGCAUUAGGCUUGCAGACUUUAGCAGACACCUGUGCAGUGGUAUCAGCUGUAGAACACGUGGUAUCAGUUGCAAAAGAACCUGGCAAGAGUGAUAGUUCUCAAAACAAACUGCAGACUGAGGCAGAAAGGGAAACGAAGGGGAUGCGUGGAGAGAGAAGAGAUAAUGAAAACGACAACAACAACAACAACUCGCAACAUUUGGCUGAAGAAAAUAUCCCUAACAAAAACAAUUACGUGAUUCCAGAAAAACAACAAGACGCAAUUGCCGAUGUGAUUAUGAGUAGCCUAAGCAAACCGACUACUUUGUGUGAGGAAGGAACCACCGAUAACUUGGUUAUUCGAACUAUACCAUCAAGUGAAAUUGACGGCAGAAAGGCUCAGAAUAAUGUUAUGGCUAUGCUAAAUGAAACCAUGGACACAUCUAGUUCUCCUCGGCCGGCCUCUUCUCAAGAAAUUAUUAAAGAUAAACUAUCGGAGAUGUUAUCAUUGGUUACUGAAAAUGAAUCGAACAGGCUACCUUUGUCCCAGACUAAAUCUGACCGUAACACUAAUGCAACUACGAUGAUUGAGAACACUGAUAAGGAUGGCCCAGUUGAAGCAGGUGUUACAGACACCGAGAUUCUGUCAAUUGAGAGUGCUGACAAGCGUAAGUCUGACGGUCCACAAGAAAGAGUUUCAAACAGCUUUGUCAACAGCCAUAAGAACUCGCAUAAUUUAGCCAAGACAGAAAAUAUUGAAAUAAAACAACGUGGGAUGAUGUCAGUUGAUGAUGAAUGCUAUCCGGCUAUCAUUGAAAAGGAGGAGGAUGCCGGGAAUAGACAAGUCUCCGCAGACGUAAACUGCGGUAAGAACUCACAGAAGGCAACAGCAACAGUGGAGGUUACAGGGAAUAAAGACCUCUCUUCUCAAGAGACAAGUGAAAGAGUUGAAGAUUUUAUCAGCAAGAGUAUAGAUUUUCAUGAUCAAGAAGUUCCUGAUAAAGUGGCAACAUCUCCUGAGCAGGAAGUUCCAGAUAAAAUGGUUUCAUCUCCACCAUCACGUAAAGAAAAAUAUAUUUCUGUUAUUCUGAAGGUAUGGGUUAAUAUUUUACUUUUAUUUAUAAAGGAUGGGUAGUUUAGUCAAAUUGUGUUGUUCUUCGAUCCGCAACGCGAAUUUUACAUCAGUACAAUGAUAAAUAAUACAAUGAUAAUUUUUUUAUCUUACAACAAGAACAAUGCAGAAACUUUCAACCACGACGAAGUACAAUCUUCUAUAUUAACAUCAAAUGAAAAUUCAGCAACCGAUAUUUCUCAUAACGAAAGUAAGAAAGUGGAGACAACAGAAGAAAAAGUGGACAUUACAACACCCAACAAUACUAUUGAUGAACAGUCUUAUACCGAAGAGUUCAAAGCGUUGGAAGAACUACUACCCAGAGAUGACAUGGGUCUAUUUGAUGAUGUCAUGAUGAGCAAACCUAUCAAGUAAAUGUAAAAAGUUUCUUUGUGGGCCUGGGAGAAAGUGGAUUAUCUCGGGAUCCUGAGGACUUUUGCCUAAUAGCAAGAAAAUUGACGAAUAUUUUCAAUUUUUGUAUAUACUUAAUAUAUUUCUAUUUUAUAUAUUUUAAUUUUUAUAUCGUACUUCCUUUAUCAUUGAUUUCUGAAUAUGAAGUGUUGUAAUAAUUUGAUGUAAUAUACGGUCAAAUUUUGCAUUUUUGAGGAACAUUUGAAAAAGGCAAAUUCACGAUCUGGUGAACAGUAAACACUUUUUCCAUUUUCUUUCAUAAUGGUAACUUCAAAAAUCUUGACAUUUAUAGGAACAAGUAAAAUUGAGCUGAAUUAUUUUUAUAUUGGCCAUCAAAUAAGAGCCACAUGUGAUGAAAAUCUGUUAACUGCUGGUUAACCAGUCCUCUAUCUGCUGCACUUUACUCAGUGCUUAAUGAAACCAAUGGUCCAUUGAAAUUGUUAGAAAAUGUCCGCUUUAACUUACUAAUCCUAACCUAUUUUUUCUAGUGCGAAUAACGAGCUACCUAGUGGAGACAGUACGGUCGAAUUUUUAAUCAACGAGCUCAACUCUCUUCAGUAAGUGUUACAUUCAUAGCCAAUGUUGGGAGUUAUAACUUGUGUCUGGUGGUGUAGUCAUUGCAUUGUUAUUUUCUUUUAUAGUUGUAUGGUUGCGAAUUAUGAGCGAGCUGUGGAAGACAUGAAGAGACCGUACAAGUCCACUGCGAGGUUUUGACGUCCACUUGGGCUUUCAGUGAACAUCGGACAUGUUUUAAAAUGAAAAAAAUAGUUUGUAGUUUUACUGCCAGUAAUUGACUAAUUGGUUUACCAUUUCGUUUGUUAACAUGUUUAUAUUGUUUUAGGGACAUAUUGACUAUAAUAUGCGUAUUCUAUAUCAAUACUCAAACUCAAUAAUGUUGGUUGGAUAUAUAAAUAUGUUGAUUUUGUUAUUUAUUUAUUUUAAAAGUUCAAAUUUUUGUUAGGCC
Molecule: messenger RNA, 5150 nt
Organism: Paramuricea clavata
Lineage: Eukaryota; Metazoa; Cnidaria; Anthozoa; Malacalcyonacea; Plexauridae
Source: the annotation of a GenBank genome assembly